Messenger RNA from Oreochromis aureus, 3464 nucleotides. It is a transcript of the gene ppat, whose product is annotated as phosphoribosyl pyrophosphate amidotransferase. The record is from RefSeq and is a predicted model, not a curated record. Gene Ontology annotation, molecular function: amidophosphoribosyltransferase activity. The transcript is spliced from 11 exons. Bases 685 to 2217 code for a protein of 510 amino acids. Gene Ontology annotation, biological process: purine nucleobase biosynthetic process; purine nucleotide biosynthetic process. NCBI's taxonomy places the organism in Eukaryota, Metazoa, Chordata, Actinopteri, Cichliformes, Cichlidae.
GCGCUCGUCGAUCCUGAACAGUCCUGAAAGCCAAAUCACAAAACACGCCAGUUAACUUAUUGAGAAGCAGAAGGUGUGCAGGCAGCCGGGGAGGGGAAGUGGGCCGUGCCAUACUUGCGCCGGGAGCCAAUCACGGUUCUCAACUCAUCUAAACAACCAACCACAGCGGCGUAUUUGUUACCACGUGAAAGGGAAACGCUCAAACGGCAAGACGUAAAAAAGAAAAAAAAAAAGAAAGAAAAAAAAACUUUUGGAGGUUUUUCUACCAAAGUUCAUCCUUUUACUCUUUGAUGAGAAGGUUGUCUUAUCAAAAGCUCCACCAGGACUAAAUAGUGUGGUUUUUGACCUAAUCGAUUAGUUUGAUUAGAAUUAUUCGAAAAAUUCCACGUAUUUCAUUUAAUUCGUUAUUAUUUUAGUUAUGGCGGACCGGUUGUUAGGUUAGGUUAAAACGUGUCUAGUCUGAUUUAACUCUGUUACUCGUGAUUUCAUGCCCAAUUCAGCAGUGUCAGCUGAGUUUGGUAUGUUUUAACAAACCACGUUGUAUCGUUGCAAGCACGUGUUUGGUCACGAACGUGUAUCAGGCAGGCGCGCAUACAAGCACGCGCGCGCACGAUUAUUGCUCACAGGCAACUAGGCACGAGACUCCCGCAGUUUAUACGAGAGGCAUCGGCAACUGGCGAGCCCAUGGAGUUCGAGGAGUCGGGUAUUGGAGAGGAGUGCGGAGUCUUUGGGUGUGUCGCUGCGGGAGAGUGGCCCACACAGCUGGAGGUGGCUCAGGUCUUAACUUUGGGGUUGGUGGCGUUACAGCACAGGGGGCAGGAAAGUGCUGGGAUUGUCACAAGUAAUGGAGCCAGUCCACCCACGUACACAGCACACAAGGGAAUGGGAUUAGUGAGCACCGCUUUUUCACCAGAGGCUCUCACUAAACUGCGCUAUGGUAACCUCGGCAUUUGCCACACACGCUAUUCAACCACUGGGAUCUCAGAGCUACAGAACUGCCAGCCCUUUGUGGUGGAUACACUGCAUGGCAAGAUUGCUGUAGCGCACAAUGGAGAGCUGGUUAAUGCCCAUGCCCUGCGGAAAAAGGUGAUGCGCCAUGGCGUGGGCCUCUCCACCAGCUCAGACAGCGAGCUCAUCACCCAGCUGCUGGCACUGACUCCACCUAUGGAGGAGCUAGACUCACCUGACUGGGUGGCCAGAAUUAAAAACCUCAUGACUGAAACGCCAACAUCAUACUCACUGCUGGUCAUGUUCAAAGAUGUAAUCUACGCGGUGCGAGACCCUUAUGGAAAUAGGCCACUUUGCAUUGGGCAGCUUGUUCCCAUCUCUAAACUGCACAGUCCAGCAGGCGCUCAAGAGGAAGACACUGAGGGGUGGGUUGUGUCAUCAGAGUCGUGCAGCUUCCAGUCGAUUGGUGCCAAGUACUACAGAGAGGUCUUGCCAGGAGAGAUAGUCCAGAUAUCCAGACAUGGUGUCAAGUCUCUGAGUGUUGUGUCCAGACCCGAGGGAGACCUCCCAGCCUUCUGCAUUUUUGAAUAUGUUUAUUUUGCCAGACCAGACUCUAUUUUCGAAGGGCAGAUGGUCUAUACUGUCAGACAGCGCUGUGGGCGGCAGUUGGCCAUCGAGUCUCCGACUAAUGCAGACAUUGUGAGCACUGUGCCAGAGUCUGCAACCCCUGCUGCUCUGGGCUACGCUGAGCAGUCUGGUCUUCCAUACAUUGAGGUUCUGUGUAAGAACCGUUAUGUUGGAAGAACGUUUAUCCAGCCAAAUACCCGCUUGAGGCAGCUAGGAGUGGCCAAGAAGUUUGGAGCACUGACAGACAACUUUGCUGGGAAACGAGUGGUGCUCAUUGAUGACUCCAUCGUCAGAGGCAACACAAUUUCCCCUAUUAUUAAACUGCUGAAGGAAGCAGGUGCCAAAGAGGUCCACAUCAGGGUGGCUUCUCCACCAAUCAGGUUCCCUUGCUACAUGGGCAUCAACAUCCCAACCAAGGAGGAGCUCAUUGCCAACAAGCCGGAGUUUCAGGACAUUGCUGGUUAUAUUGGUGCUGACAGUGUUAAAUAUCUGACUGUGGAGGGCCUCGUAUCUGCUGUCCAGGAGGGUAUUGCUUUCCAUAAUGAGAAGGACAAAAUGAAUUCCAAUAACAAGUCCGACAGGAAAGUGGGCCACUGCACUGCCUGUCUGACUGGGAAAUAUCCAGUGGAGCUGGAGUGGUAACUGCUGCACCAACACCUCAACAGUAGCACUGUGGCUGGUGCUGCAAACUUGAAAAAAAAAAGAAACUGUUCAACAUAUGGUUUUGUCAUUACUGCCAGCUGGAACACUAAGAUGUUACACAACUACAGAAGGUCACUUUAUUCAGAACCUUAGGAAGCUGAAAGUGUUGCUUUUUCUCACUUGUGGUGACCAAGUUUUUUUUGUUUUCCUGUUGCUGGAUGUGACUAAUUCCAGAUGUGUAUUUCUUACCACACAAGUAUGUUUUUGUUUUGUUUUUGUUUUGCAGCUGCAUUUAUUUGAAAAGUUGAUUUCCACAUUUAUUCCAACCAUUUACAAUCAAGGUUAUCAGAAUUUGCCAUGCCAGAAUAAGCGCACACGAUAAAUGACCAAAACAUUAAAUCAUCUUUAUUUCUAUUAUUUACUUAGAAAAGCUGUUUUGUUUGGGUUUUGGGCUGUUUGGGCUAUUUGAAAAAUACAGGAAUAUGAUGUAUGAGCAAUAACUACAAUGACAAGUACUUUAAUCAGUAAUGAAUAGACAUCAAACAUAUUCAAGAAUUGAUAGAACAAAGUAUAAAAUCUAGCUACAAAAUAUAAGAAUUAUAAUCAAUUAAAAAUAGUUCAGAGAGAUUAAUUAUAAGCAGGUUUCCAUCGCUGAACUAGAUGGUCAUACAUAUUAAAUUUCAUCAGCCCGUCUCCUUGGUGAUCCCCUUCAUCGCCAUUUUCUGUAUGUAAUGGAAAAGGUGAGUAAGAACACAUCAACCCCCAGAGGCCAAAAAUAUCUUGUACAUGGAAAUUAUUUUAGUCACCUGGGAGAGUAGCUACAGGUCAUUUUGCUCUCUAGUGAACUUCCUGUUGAAUAAACCAUAAUGAUUAGGUGAUCAGAAACAAGUCAAGAAGACUGUCUGUCCCUUCACAUCUGAUCUUCAAACUUCACAGGUGCAUUGUUGGUCAUUUAGAUGAGUAGCUGUCAUUUUUGUGUGAGAGUUGUAUACAACAGUGACCUCUGUCUGCUCCAUCCAGUAUGAGGAGCACACAAACACACGGGCUAUAUUUGUGGGGUCACUGACAUGAAUUUUCACUUUUUCCUCAAGUCAACUUGGAGUAAAAAUGAACAAUGCAUCCAUAUUUGGUGUAUUGUAGUGUUUGUGUUGAGAGGUCCGUGGAGAUCUACAUGGAAAUUCACGCUGACAAAAUACACGUCAAUGGACUCUUUACAUAGUUGUGAUGAUUAAACUUGCAUAAAAUAA